CAGCAAGAGCUUGCGCAGCGUUGUCUUGAACCUGAUAGAGACCGUACGCGUGGACGUACACCCUGAUCCGGCGCAUACACCCCCCCCUCUAUCCACCGCGCAUCAUCAGCGCAACUCCAGCAAUGCUCUCUUUCAACGAGGCUGACUUGCUCCGUGCAGGCGAUCUCUCACUCUCCGAAAACGACUGGGAUCAAUUCGGACUCACCUCCGUCACAAUCCACCACAAAAACGACUCCCCAAUCGACCUUUUCGACAUUCAUGCCCGCGCGCCCUUCACCGUCUCCGGGAACCUCAAAAUGACGCAAACCGUCAAAUCCUACCUCCGUCCCGGCCGUACUGGACGACCAAUACAGACGAACUCGUUGGUGCGCGUGACGGUUGAGAAUGUUACGAAGUACAGUCUGGAGGGAAAGGAGGAUGGGCCGACGAGGAUGUUUGUGCUCGGGGGGUGUGGGUGGUAUGAGUUGCAGAGUGCUCAGCCGGGGUUUGAGGAGAUUUAUGAAGGGAUGAGGAUUAAGGCUGCGAUGUGGGAUUGGUUUAGUGAGAAGAGAUUGGAUUCGCUCGCGACGGAUGAGGAGUGGGGAGUGGAUGACCCACGACCACAGGGAUUGCUGGAGUUUACGUGGGAUUAUAUGUGUCAGGCACUUGUGGAUGAUUGGAAAGAGACGAAUCAGUUUGCGCCGACGCAUCCUGCGGCUAAGGAUGCUGCGGCUGCGGUGUUUGACAAGUGUCAUCUGUUUUUGAUGUUUGAGAUGAUCGCGAGGGAUGUGGAGUUUCAAUAUGAGAAGACGGAUUUCUUCAAGGAAUUGGGAAGGCGGCACAGAGCCGAUCUCCGGUUCGCGAGGGAUAUCAAGACCGGAAAACUACGGAAAAGGGGAAUGCCUUCAGGAAAGGCCGCAUUCCUGGCAGCGACGGCAAAAGUCACCAUACCCCCUCAAACAGUGAGAGCAGCAGACGAGACAGAUGCGCGGGAGGCAGGAAAGGAUGUACACGAGAAGGAAGCCGCGCCUGAGGAUAUGCCACCACCAAAGCGAAGACCUGGACGACCGAGGAAAUCAGAGACGAUGUCAACGCCUACACAGCGCGCAAGAGCGGUUUCUGCUUCGAAUACACCGGGAGACACCCCCGUGAAACGACCAGUAGGGAGACCCAGGAAAUCACUCGUGCCGGUCGAUACGCCUGGGAAAAGUGACGAGUCAUUCGGACGGCGUAAAUCAGGACGUGUACAGACUGGAUCGUCGCCAUACCCCGACAUGUCACCAGCAUCAAUGAACGUGGAUAGCCCAAGACGUACACGGGAGCGAAGAGUACCGGCUAGAGUGGCGGAGAGUGUGUACCCAGUGUCACGAUCCCCACCCCCCGAAAGACGGCGGUCAUCAGCCGCGGUAAGGCGUGAGAGUACAACAGCGGCACCAAAACACACGCCGAAUCCCAACCCCAACCCCAACCCCCACCCCCGAAAACGACUAAUGUCAGAGCCAGCGGAGGAGGAGACGAUGAUGCAGGCUGUGCGUAUGCCUGCUGACCCGACGCGGUUGUGUUCGGAUUAUGUGCCUAGUGAGGAUGAAGAUGAUCGUGUUCAGGCGCCUGAGAUCAAUGUGUUUGAGCUAUUCGUCUUUAUCGACGGGCAUUUCGCGCGGGGGAAGAAAGGGAGGAAUGCGGAGAAUGCGGGAGGACUCGUCAAACCCGUCGCACGCUUCUUUGGACUUCGAGGUCUUGAGGCGAGGGCGUUGAUGGUGAAACACGCGCAGGAGUUGUUGAGUAUUUUGGAGAGGAACAAGAAGACGGAGUUGGCUGUUUAUGUACCCUUGGCGACGGAGUUGAAUUUGUAUUUGAGGGGGAAUUUGGUACAGUGGCCGAAGAGGGUUAGGCGGGAGCAUGAGCCGAGGGAUCGGGAGGGUGGUGGGCACCACCAUGGGAGGCGGUAUGUGGAGAAUGGAUCGACGAUUGUGUGGCCGGCUUCGCCGGAGGUUGUGCCGCAGGGACCGAAGUAUGAACUCAUCCGUGGUGAUUUCUGGGAGUUGAAGAAGAUUUGGGAUUUGCUUCAGCACCGUCUCGAUUCGAACCGAUCGACAGUCUUGUUGGAGCACCUCCUCUGCCUACUGCGAGACGAAUGGGGCGUGGACAUCGAGAUGGCUGAUGACCUCGUCUCCGCACACGUCGAAUCCCUCCUCCACCACAUGCGCAAAGACAGCAAAGAAUGGAGCCGAAGCCCGAUUUAUCGUGAUAUGCAGUUUAUGCAGCAAAUCAAACAAUCACUCGGUGAAUGGGAUCCGGAACAGAAACGGUAUUUGGGCGCAAAGGAUGCGCAUGUGUUGACGAGGAACUCGGCCGUACAGCAAUCUGGUGCGAGGGCACGGGAGUUUGCGACGAUUGUGUUGGAUAAUGGGCAGAGUAUUGAUGUUAAUCAGUUGGCUGGACGCGGACAAGUCAUCACGAUGGAGAAUUAUCAGCAUCAGCCGGAGGCGCAUGCGCAGCCCCAGGUGUUUGAUGGGAGGAUUGGGAACGUGUCGAUGGUAGAGGAUGACGAGGAUACGUCGACGAUUAUGGCGAGUAUCCCGAGACAGAGGGUGUUGGAUCAUGUUGAUUCUGUGACUGCGGAGAAAGUCUCGGCACUUGCGGCGGAGCUCUUGCACAAUAGGCCUGAGUCUGGGGAGAAUGUGGAGGGCAGCGUGCCGGUUACCGUCAACUCGCUUCUAUCCGAGAACCGUUCAACGCCGACUGCGUCAUUGCAUCCUGAGUCGAAUCAGUCGCCAGGUAAAGUUAACCAGCACCUUCAGCAUCGACCUGCACAGACGCUAUUCACUGCACGUCGGCCGCCGAGUCCGAUAUACCAGGCUCCGCCACCACCUGGGAUGAGGUUGAGUUGGAGUGCGUCGCCCUUGCCGAAUGAUGCGGCGACUGUUCAAGAACCAAACGUUCAAAAGGCGAUGUCGUGGUCGAACAACAAUGUGCCACAAGUCCAUCAUCAACCGCAGCAGCAGCAGCAACCCCGCUGGCCCCCACCCUCCCAAGACUUUCCCCCAAAGCCCCCGGCUCCCUCUUCCUUCGCCCAACCCCAAAACCCAAGUAAUCCCCCCGCCCCCUCCCCCGCCCUCGGCCAAGGCUUCCAAUCGAGUCCAGCAUGGGGCGCAGCACUCCAAGGUCCAGCAGUGAGUUAUGGAGGCUCGAACGGGGGUAUGCCGUAUAUGCAGUGUCCAGCAAGCGGAUGUCCCCAGAUAUUCUUUAAUGCGAAUACGGAGGCGGGGAGGAAGGAGGUUGCGAGGCAUGUGCAGGGACAUGGGCAGCGCCAGUAGGCAUGGAACAUUAGGAAAGGAGAUAUAACAGGGACGGAAAACUGCAGGCGUUACCUCAAAUCAAAUAUUAUAGUCUAUAAGCUACAACACCCCAGCCCUCCUCAUCACCCCCUCGAACUCCUCCAGGCGCACUCCAUCACCCCUCCCCGACGCAAUCUCGAGCAUAUCCCGUAACUC
Saitoella complicata NRRL Y-17804 is the source of this 3473-nucleotide messenger RNA. RefSeq lists its product as uncharacterized. Lineage: Eukaryota; Fungi; Ascomycota; Saitoellomycetes; Saitoellales; Saitoellaceae. The record is from RefSeq and is a predicted model, not a curated record. The transcript has a single exon. The coding region runs from base 123 to 3296 and encodes 1057 amino acids.